AUGAUAGCCAUGGCUUUUGGUCAAGGAUGUGUUUUUCCAUUCCUUUUUCCAGCAACUGUUUUUAACGGUUUUUUAAAGCAGUGUAAUUUGAGGAGGGGGACAUGUACUGAGCAGGGGAGCUAUGGAGAAAGCUUUACUUGUACUUAUAAAGCUAGGUGUGAUAUUUGUCACUGUAGAUUGCAGUUAAGGAUACUGAAAUUUGUUAACUGUGUUAACUUCAAAUCUGAGAUUGAAACUGUAUGUCCUCUGCUACAGUUUUGGAACACUGAACAAGGUUUAGCAAUAUUUCUUGGAGUAUAG
Podarcis lilfordi (Lilford's wall lizard) is the source of this 300-nucleotide messenger RNA. The record is from the annotation of a GenBank genome assembly. NCBI's taxonomy places the organism in Eukaryota, Metazoa, Chordata, Lepidosauria, Squamata, Lacertidae.